Messenger RNA from Drosophila elegans, 1319 nucleotides. RefSeq names its product procathepsin L. NCBI's taxonomy places the organism in Eukaryota, Metazoa, Arthropoda, Insecta, Diptera, Drosophilidae. The transcript has 3 exons. Bases 104 to 1165 code for a protein of 353 amino acids. Gene Ontology annotation, molecular function: cysteine-type endopeptidase activity. The record is from RefSeq and is a predicted model, not a curated record. Gene Ontology annotation, cellular component: lysosome.
UGCGUCUCGAGCUCCGCUUAUAACCUCGCCGGUCUUCGAGUCUGCGCCAUCUUCGCUCAGAUCUGUGAACGCGGACGAUAUUGCUCCCAGAUAUUCAUAAAAGAUGCGGAUCGUGUGCUCAUCGAUGUGGCUGCAGUUGGCUCUGGGACUGGCCCUCCUGGGUGCUGCGUCAUUGCAGCAGCUGCAGUCGUUCCCCAAGCUCUGCGAUGUCCAAAACUUCGACGACUUCCUCCGCCAGACGGGAAAGGUGUACUCGGACGAGGAGCGCGUCUAUCGCGAGAGUAUCUUUGCGGCCAAAAUGUCGCUGAUCACGCUGAGCAACAAGAAUGCGGACAGCGGCAUAUCCGGAUUCCGGCUUAGUGUCAAUCCGCUGGCCGACAUGACCAAGAAGGAAAUCGCCACCUUGCUGGGCUCAAAGGUCUCCGAAUUUGGCGAGAGAUACACUAAUGGCCACAUAAACUUUGUGACUGCCAAGAGUCCGGCAAGUGCCAAACUUCCGGAGAAGUUCGACUGGCGUGAGAAGGGAGGAGUGACGCCGCCCGGAUUCCAGGGCGUGGGAUGCGGUGCCUGCUGGUCGUUCGCCACCACGGGUGCUUUGGAGGGUCACCUCUUCCGGCGCACGGGAGUGCUGGUUUCGCUGUCGCAACAGGAUCUGGUGGACUGUGCCGAUGACUACGGCAACAUGGGAUGCGAUGGUGGCUUCCAGGAGUACGGUUUCGAGUAUAUCCGCGAUCACGGCGUCACGCUGGCCAACAAAUAUCCGUACACGCAGACGGAGAUGCAGUGCCGCCAAAACGAGACGGCCGGUCGUCCGCCCAGGGAGAGUCUGGUGAAGAUCCGUGACUAUGCCACGAUCACGCCGGGAGACGAGGAGAAGAUGAAGGAGGUGAUCGCCACACUGGGCCCACUGGCCUGCUCCAUGAACGCGGACACCAUUGCCUUCGAGCAGUACAGCGGCGGGAUCUACGAGGACGAGGAGUGCAACCAGGGCGAGGUGAACCACUCGGUCACGGUGGUGGGCUACGGCUCGGAGAACGGACGCGACUACUGGAUCAUCAAGAACUCGUACUCCCAGAAUUGGGGCGAGGGUGGCUUUAUGCGCCUUCCACGUAAUGCCGGCGGAUUCUGCGGCAUCGCCAGCGAGUGCAGUUACCCGAUUCUGUAGACAGCCAACUAUGAAACUCAAUUAGAUAGGUAGUAUAGCCAAUUACAAACCACGAAUUUAUAACUUUGUUACUGUAGUAUGUAGCGUUGCGGUGACGUCAUGCUGUCCAUGAGUCACCCGACUAUUCAAUAAAAAAGUGCCUUAUCAGUGUAAA